CGGCCGGCGGGCCGCGAGCCGGGCGGCCUUAUCACAGAGCGGCACACAGUCGCCUCGCGUUCCCCGCGACGCACGUUUCCGCGAGUGACGGCCGAGACGCGAACACAGUGCUUAGUGCCAGUGCCGCGCACACAAGUGACUUGUGACAUAGUGAGUGAAGUCCAAACCUUUAAACUAUAUUAUCCAAGUGUGGUGACCGCGCGUCCACGACGCCGACAUACCACGACCAUCUGUUUGUGGGCGCAAAACAACGCAACUGUCAAACAUUGUAAACACAACAGCGCACGUGACGCCGGCUCACAACUGGCGCGGAGUCGCUAUGGCGACUAAGGGCAAACGUCCAAUGCGCGCGCUCACGCCCAGCGACAAGAUCGAGGCGAUCCAGCGCGUCAACGACGGCGAAUCUAAGGCGUCCGUGGCGCGCGAUAUCGGCGUGCCCGAGUCCACGUUGCGUGGCUGGUGCAAGAACGAGGACAAGCUGCGCUACAUGACCUCGCGCCUGUCCUCACCGGACACUGACAAGAGCAACGACGGCGAGCCGCUCGAAAAGCGUGCGCGCACAGAGUCCCCCGUCGCGCCGCACUCGCCCGCGCCCGCCGGCCUCGACCUCUCCGCGCCCGUCGGCGCCGCGCACGCUCCGCCCGUCGCACCCCCGCCACCCGCUGACACACCCGUCGAGCUCACCACCAAACGCGCAGAACCCGCCCUGCACCACACCGCGCCCCGCGACCGCCGCGCUGAUCCCGGCGCAAGCGUCUCCAUGAGCGCUAUCAGCCCCCUCUCAGGUCUGGCGCACCUGCCAGGACUCACGCACUCCCACCUCGGCAUCAGCUUCAAUGAAAUCGCUACCAACCUGACCCUGCUCGCACAGCUCAACCCUGGCCUAUCGGGUCUAUCGGCCCAGCCGGCGAGCCGCGCGCUGCGUUCCGUGCGCUCCCCCAAGCCUGCACACAACGGAGGGCUAAACCUCAGCGAAAGCAAACAUCGGAGCAAAUCCCACCACUCGCAUUCCUCCGAUCCUUAUCGUCACAGCGGCUCCAAGUCACAUCACAGCAGUUCCCAGAACGCGACCCAACCGGUGGACGACACGCUCUGGUACUGGCUGAAGACCCAGCAGGCUAUGCUCGACCUGACAGCGCAGACGACCACCGCCCACCCGCUGCAGCUCGGUAAACCGAGCGAGCCCAGUCUGCCACCGAAACCGGUCGCGCCCGCUCCUCCACUAAAUUCACACUUAGAUUACAACAGAAACUCUUGGCUGUGGCAAUAUUACAAACAGUUCGGUGGCGCGAUGCCUCUGCCUGACGACAAACUAAAAUCCGCAUCACAGGUCCCGAAAGACAAAGCGGCAGAGAACAUUCUUUAUUCACAAUUGACAAGAGGCAAACCGGAGGAGGAGCACGCCGCGACCGCGAUACCGGUUCCCGUACCACCGCAACCCGCCGCCGCCGGGGAGGUGCGCGAGUCCGCCGCACCCGAGCCCCGCGUGCCCGAGCCCCGCGUGCCCGAGCCCGUGCCCAGCCCCGACGUCGGAACGGAGAACAAAGAGCCCAAUCACGAGAAAAAUAUAGACACCGGUAGAAGUCAAAAUAAAGCGCGAAAUGUCCUGGACAACUUGCUAUUCAAUAACACCAAUCAAACGUGUGGAGAGGAGGCGAAGUCGAAUGAGGUCACGAACGGAGAGUGGGAGAGCGGCGCGGCAGAGGCGCUGGAGCAUGGGGAGAAGUUCUUGAGGUGGCUGGAGGCGAGCGGCGACCCCAGCGUGACGCGCAUGCACGUGCACCAGUUGAGUGCGCUGCUACACAACCUGCGCUCACGACGCGCCGCGCCUCACGCGCCCGCCGAGCACGCGGCGCGCCGCAAGUAAACGCGCCCCCAGAUUGCGAGCUCGCUACAGGGAAUAUUUCAAUUAUACGUGUACAUAUUUAAUUACGUCAUCGCCAGUAAGCGUUCACUUGUGAUAUGUGUAGCCAAAUUUGCGUAAUUUCUUUGUUCUAAAAGAAAAGCUAUGCAUUAUAUUUGUUUAGUUUAUAAGGUUUAACGUAGCCGUGGUACGGAACCAGCGCGGUUCCCUCGAUAGCUUUGUCGAAUCUCUACAUUGAUAGUUAAACUUUUUCCGAGUCUAUAACAAACCUUAUUGUGUUAAUAAAUAUAGGUGAUAAAUGUUACAGAUCCACAGUUACGUUAGUUUCCGAUGCGCACGAGUCGUUAUGUGAUUAGAGUAAGUAGUGUCGCCGCCGCCGCCGCUGUUUGUACGUUGCCAUUGUCGAUUACAUUCCUAGGUGUUGUACCCUUCCGUAGUGCGAUCCCUAUGUUCUACCUCAGAUCAAAUCUAAUGCUAAGUCAUGGCCUCCUGUCGGCCACUUAGGGGAUACUUGUCUAGCGAGUGCCGCUUGUGGCGCUAGUGUCGCGUACCUAUACCAAAUAUUAUUGAGGUUGCGAUUGAAUCGAAUGUGCCAAUCGUAAGAACAAGGUAGUAUAUGUUGUUAAUAUAUAGAUGACUAUGGUUAUCAACACCCGUGUAAUUGUUUUUAUUGCUCAGUAUUUUAUAUAUCUUAGACAAUCUCGAAGUCUCGACUCGGAAUUGUAUAUGUUAAACGUUAACAGUUAAGGACUCUGUGAUCAAAAUUAUAAAUUAUUGAGAGAUUAUUAAUAUUAUAAGUACAUUCCUAAUGAAUAGAGCGUAUUAUAAUGAUCUUGUUGAAGCGAGUGUCCGACGGCGACGGGGAGGCUGGUCACCUGCCCGCCUGCCCGCCGUCGGCCGCGCGCCGGUUCAAAGAUUCUAUGUCUCCUUUCCAUUGAAGUUAGUAUAGUUGUAUUGUGUUCGUUGUAAUUAUGUUAGCUCCAUUGGAUACUGUUUCGAGAGAUAAUAUUUUGUACAAAAUUAAUAUGAAAAAGUGAUUAUUAAAGAUUAUACUUCGUAACGCAGAGUUUGUGAUCUUGAAAUGUUGAACAAUUAAAUUUGAACCUUUAACGA
This is a messenger RNA of Papilio machaon (common yellow swallowtail), 2977 nucleotides long. RefSeq names its product protein distal antenna. The record is from RefSeq and is a predicted model, not a curated record. NCBI's taxonomy places the organism in Eukaryota, Metazoa, Arthropoda, Insecta, Lepidoptera, Papilionidae. Gene Ontology annotation, molecular function: DNA binding. The transcript has 2 exons. The coding region runs from base 320 to 1867 and encodes 515 amino acids.